Molecule: messenger RNA, 1041 nt
Organism: Paramuricea clavata
Lineage: Eukaryota; Metazoa; Cnidaria; Anthozoa; Malacalcyonacea; Plexauridae
Source: the annotation of a GenBank genome assembly
AUGCCUAAUAUCGAUGACCACGACAAAGAGUAAGUACGAUGAAGGAAAAACUAAAAUUAUCUGUGUUUUAACAUUUUCAACGAGAUAAUGCUGUUCUAGGGCAGGCAUUUGUAAAUUCACCCCCCAUUCUGCAUUUUAUCCUCAGUCUGCAUUUUGUACCCAGUCCGGUCUGCAGUCCGCACUCUGCAGUCUGCAGAUUAUACUGACCGGAUCGUUAAUUUGAGCAUUAAUGUAUAACCCGCCUUUCGUGAUCUUGUUGAUUGACAUACAUAGCAACGAACACAAAGUAUGAAAUAUUUCCAAUAAGAGACUUUAAUGUAACGGAAUGUACGUGGCUAUUCAUGCAAAAAAAUGUUUGUUCAUUUUAGUGGUAAAGCUGUGCUGAUUGGGAGAACAACAACAAUGUACCUGAAAUAUUAUAACUUGUACAUAAUUAUUGCGCGCAUAGUUUUGGUAAUCGCACAAGGCCAAGCAAGUGAAAGUUUGGAUUUUUGUUUCAAUUCAACUCUUGAAGGUACGUAACCUGAUUACAAUUCUAUCUCUCUAUCUAUCUAUCUAUCUUCCAAUACAGCAAACCCCUCAGUAUGAGGAUUAUUAGCUCGGGUUAGCAGAAAAUACAUGUUGCUAACCCAACGAAAUAGUUAAUAAUAAUAAACUAUUUAAAGUUAAGAUAAUGGAAAGUUAAAUAAUAGAAAAAAACUAUAAAAAACUGAAACAACAAAAAAGACCUUCUAUAGGAGAAGGCCUUCGACACUGCACCUAACCUACAUAUGCGGCCUACUUAUAUCGAUUUGGUUAUGUUCUCCAGGUUUUAGAUUUAAUACAACAGUUUUGAUGACAAAAGGCGUUUCCCAAUGGAUGGAAUGCAUCAUGGAAUGUGUCAAGGAGCCAUGUUGUAGGUCAAUCAACUACAAGAAGACCUUUCAGAAUGAACCAAAUUGUGAAAUGCUACAUGACGUGAUCUACAAUACAUCCGAGAAAGUAUUGGAGAGAAACUCUUCCUAUGAUUAUGUUUAUCUGCUUGACCCACAAAAGGUAUGA